This is a messenger RNA of Blepharisma stoltei, 1341 nucleotides long. The record is from the annotation of a GenBank genome assembly. NCBI's taxonomy places the organism in Eukaryota, Ciliophora, Heterotrichea, Heterotrichida, Blepharismidae.
AUGUUUUUUAUCAAAAUUCUAUUUACUGUUCUAAAAAACAUAUUUAAUAUGGCAUGCCCAUUUCUCGCUAAACAAGGAAAAAGCACUGAAAACUGUCAAGACCCAGAUGAGUUCUUAUUUGAAGAUGGCUAUCCCAUUACCCAAACUUCUCCUUUUCAAAAUUUGAUUGACUACUGCAAGCCAGCAGAUUUAAUCGACAACAGAAAGCAAUUUAUUCAAUAUCCUCUUUACCUUAAAAACACUUUAUUCCAGCCUGACCAUUCUAAAAACCUCAGAAGAUGCGAAUUCAUGGAAAAGCUCAUCGCCCUUGACGACUUCAAAAAAGCUGGUAAUAAACUUUACCAUACAAAAGAAUAUGAAAAAGCAUUAGAAUGCUACGAAAAAGGGUAUGGCGCUUUUAAAUAUCUUGAAUUUAAAACCGAAGAAGGCUUGAAAUUCAAAACAAUAAUUGACAAUGCAAUUAAUUUGGUGGCUCCUCAGCCUAAAGAAAUAAACGAAGAUAAAAUCACUAAAGCUGCAAUGGUAACUAUUUUGCUUGACUUAAGCGCUGCUAUGAUUCCUCUACGGCAUUAUAAUGAGGCCGUUUAUGCAUUGUCUGAAGCUUUAGAAUACGACCCAGACAACGCUUCUUUAUAUGCGAAAAGAUCACAAGCAAGGUUUCACAAUUUAGCAUCAGAUGAUAAUGAAUUAAAUUUGGCUUUGGAAGACGCAAAAACAGCAGCACAUUUAUCAGAAAAAUUUUCUAAUUUGAUAGAAAAAGUAGAAGCCAAGAUAAGAGAACGCAAAUCAGAAGAGCUGAACCUGGUCAAAGAAAUAUUGACUUCUUUGAGUAGACAUGGAGUAGGAGAGACUGAAGAAGUUAGUGAUGAAAUGGAGUUUGAGCAAAAAGUUAUUAAUAGGAUGAUGCAAAAAUAUGAAGAAAUGCUGAAGUUCUAUCAAGAAGGAAAUAAAUAUCAUCAAAGAAUAAAUAUCAGAAAAGAACUGGCUGAAGUACAACCGAUUUAUUAUAAGAUGAACAAAAUUUCAAGGUUGACUGUGGAAAACCCAGUGCUGGGCAAUGCUUUGAAAGAGGCUGGAUUUGAUGUGAAUGAUAAAAAAGUAAUUGCAGCUGUGGAGUCUAUUAAGAGGUUCAAAAUUUCAAUGGCAUUUAGUGGCGGAAAAUUUAAUGAUCAAUUAUUGAAUUUUUGUAUAGAAAAAUGCAGUGAAGAAGAUAGAGCAAAACGAGCAGCUAAAUUAGAAGAGCAGCCAAAACAAGGAUGGAAUUGGCUAUAUACAAUUAUUGGCAUUAUUCUAAUAACAGCUUUAGCCUGGGUGUUAAAGAAAUACAUUAAGUUUAAUUAA